AAAGAAAAGAUGAGUUCCAUAGGCCAAAGCAUUCUCAUGGCUUUGACAGUAACGGUUAACAAAUACGCUUCUUCCAGUGUUCAAUCUGUACGCAGGAAUGAAUCCAAACGCGAUUCUUUAACUACUCAAACCGCUGAUUUAGGACGCAGAAACGUCAUCUUCUCCUCCACGUCCUUCAUCGCAGCCGCUUUGACCACCAGCGAUCAACUUCUCCAGAAGUAUUUGAAGAAGAGUGAGGAAAACAAAUCCAAGAAUGAUAAGGAGAGAUUGGACAGUUACUACAAGAGGAAUUAUAGAGACUACUUUGAGUUUGUGGAAGGAUCUACAAAGGGAAAGACAGAAGCUGAGCUCAGUGAGUCUGAGAAACAGAUUCUUGAAUGGCUCAAAGCCAACAAAUGAUGAUGAUGAUAAGUUUUUGUAUGUCUAUGAAACUGUUUUGUAAAAAAGGACUGCUCAGAAAAUUUAAAAAUCUUGCUUAAGUUUUGGUUGAAAAA
Messenger RNA from Capsella rubella, 494 nucleotides. RefSeq lists its product as uncharacterized. The coding region runs from base 10 to 399 and encodes 129 amino acids. The record is from RefSeq and is a predicted model, not a curated record. Gene Ontology annotation, cellular component: photosystem I. Gene Ontology annotation, biological process: photosynthesis. The transcript is spliced from 3 exons. Lineage: Eukaryota; Viridiplantae; Streptophyta; Magnoliopsida; Brassicales; Brassicaceae.